Molecule: messenger RNA, 1353 nt
Organism: Fonsecaea erecta
Lineage: Eukaryota; Fungi; Ascomycota; Eurotiomycetes; Chaetothyriales; Herpotrichiellaceae
Exons: 4
Coding region: 1-1353 (450 amino acids)
Source: RefSeq, a predicted model, not a curated record
AUGCCGCCUAAAGAGUUCGAAUUUGUGAAUUCGACCACCUCCAAGGUCCCACAAUGCAAGAAUUUACGGACGCUGAUCCGCAAGCAAGCCAUGAAAGAUGUGGCUGCCGCGAGAAGACGGAGGGGCAACUACGGGAAGAAGAACCUCAGGCAGUUGCCGGAUUCGUCAACCUCGACUCCGCCUACAGGCCCAGACAAACCCGAAAUCCAAAAAUCCAUUGUUCGGCAGGCAGGUUCGUCCUGUGAAGUACAAGGGUUUGGAUCCCACCUGUGCAUGGAAUGUCAGUCCCCAAGAUGCGUCAUGUCUCGACUGAAGAGUUAUAUUCCUCCUCGCAAUCCGAUGCAGAGUGAUUACUUACGCCUUGGUGUCUCUUCGGGGUUCUCAAUCCUCAACAUCUGUCCACUGACGAGCCUCCAUCUGGGGGUCGCUAAGAUGUCACACUUUGCAUCCGAGGGCGCCGAGGCCGUGCGGGUCUUUCCGCUCCCACCCGGGCCCUCAUCCUGGCUCGCUUUCAUUCCUAGUCGGUACGGGAAUGUUGAGAGCCUCAGUUAUGCUGCAGACUGUGUCGUUGAGGGGCUGAAAUGGAAUUUUGGCUCAACUGCAGCUGCUAGUGAGGGGACAUCAGUGGCUCGAUCAUAUAUGAGAGCAUUGAGAAGCCUCCAAGCGGUACUGAAAGAGGCUAAAGAGUCGAGGACAACGGAGACUCUCUGUGCCGCUGCAUUGCUAGGCACCUACGAACUUCUCGAUACUGGCAGAAGCCACGGGUGGAUGCAGCAUGCCGGAGGCGUGGCCAAACUCAUCGAACAUCGGGGGCCAGUUAUGUUCGAGGACGACUUCGAUAAAGCCAUUCUCCUGGCGCACAUUGGCCCUAUAGUAACUCAAGCCCUCAUGAGCGGUAGACGAUGCUUCUUGGCCACAGAGCGCUGGAAAAGGGUGCUUUUCUCUUCGAUUCAGACUUCUCGACUGUUCGGCGGCAGAAUCGGCUUCGCAAUGUCACUCUGGGCGAAUGUGGUAUCGCUCCCGGACCUCUUCAACAUGGCAGAAGAAUUAAUCCACUCAGAACAUCCGAGUCCAGAUUCUAGUGUCUCUGCGCUGAUAGAUCAUGCCCUUGUCUUCUGGGAAGACCUUUCAAGCUGGUACCGGAAGUAUAGUGCAGCAACUGGCCUUUCCAAUAACAUAAAUGCGUGCGGUACUUUCGAUUACCUCGAUUAUCCACCAUGCUUAUCUUUGCCCUCGCCCCCACCAAAUUUCAUCAUUUUGAGGCGGAAUGCCAGAAUCUGGCAUGGCAAAUCCUACAACGGCGGGAGCGCGCUGAAAAUGCCACCCAUUCACUUUCGUCUGGACUCUUCAUAA